Sinocyclocheilus anshuiensis is the source of this 736-nucleotide messenger RNA. RefSeq names its product tripartite motif-containing protein 14-like. NCBI's taxonomy places the organism in Eukaryota, Metazoa, Chordata, Actinopteri, Cypriniformes, Cyprinidae. The transcript is spliced from 2 exons. Gene Ontology annotation, molecular function: protein binding. Bases 1 to 513 code for a protein of 170 amino acids. The record is from RefSeq and is a predicted model, not a curated record.
AUGAAAUUCACUCUGGAUCCAAACACUGCACAUGAACGUCUCCGUCUGUCUGAAGGGAACAGAGCGGUGACUUACACUGACACACCUCAGCUGUAUCCUGAUCAUCCAGACAGAUUUGAUGGUUAUCUUCAGGUGUUGUGUAGAGAGAGUGUGAGUGGACGCUGUUACUGGGAGCUUGAGUGGAGUGGUGUGUAUAUAUCAGUGUCAUAUAAGAGCAUCAGCAGGAGGGGACGGGGUGUUGAGUGUUUGUUUGGAUAUAAUGAUCAGUCCUGGAGUUUGCACUGCACUCCCUCCAGAUACUCAUUCAGACACGAUAAGAUGCAGACUCGUCUCCCUGUCAAGUCCAUCAGCAGUAGAAUAGGAGUGUUUGUGGAUCACAGUGCAAGAACUCUGUCCUUCUACAGCGUCUCUGACACAAUGAGCCUCAUGCACACAGUCCAGACCACAUUCACUCAGCCGCUCUAUCCUGGGUUUAAUGUUUGGGGUCGACAAUCAUCAGCAAAGCUAUUAUAACUAUCUAGAUUACAGAGAGAUCUACACAUUGUACUUUUAUAUGGCAACUCUGAGAUGCUUGGUAAAUCUGAAUAUUUAUAUUUCAUGUGUAUUCAUUCACCACGCACUUUUAUCCAAAGUGGCUCACAAAAGAGAAACAGUGAAAUGUUGUAGGUCUUUUAUUUUCUAAUGUUUAAAGGGGUCAUGACAUGAGAAAUCAAAUCGGCUUUGAUCUUUUGUCAUG